Molecule: messenger RNA, 1245 nt
Organism: Schistosoma turkestanicum
Lineage: Eukaryota; Metazoa; Platyhelminthes; Trematoda; Strigeidida; Schistosomatidae
Source: the annotation of a GenBank genome assembly
AUGAAUGAAACUUUACUAGAAAAAUUUGUUCAUAACUAUGAAUUAAAAUUGAAAGAAACUUAUCGAAAUUGUGAUACAUAUCGUCUGAGUGAGUAUAAUGCAGCAGUUCAAAUUCAAGCAUGGUUUCGUGGUAUUCGUAUAAGAUGCUAUUUAAAACUUGUAGAAAAAUGUACAAUUCUCAUACAAAAAACAUGGAGAGGUUAUCUAGGCCGUAAACGUUAUCGAAGUUUAUUAUCUAAAGCUGUGAUAGAAUAUCGACGAAAUAAAUUUAGUAAAGCAGCAGCAAAAAUUCAAAGUGCAUGGAAAGGUUAUUUAACUCGUAAAUAUAUAUUCAACUUUUAUGCACGUAAAGUUUACUUAGAGGCAUUAAAAGAUAUUGGUGAAUUUGUCAAGCAUCAAUUGUCUGAAUAUGAAAAAGAAAUGAAAUAUUUAGAAUAUAAAAAAGAACAAGAAAAUGAACGAAAUCGUAUCAUUAAUUGGGCGAAAUCACAUCAUUUUUUGGUAUCAACACGUUGUCAACCAGGUAUCUAUCAAAAUCCAUUGAAUAAAGAAUCAAGUGACAAAGAGAAACUUUUAUUAUCAGUAGCUCGACAAGAAUCAACAAGAAGAAUUAAGAAAAAUAAACAAUUGAAAAAAUUAUCAACAAAACAAAUAGAUGAAUUUUCAUAUCAAAUCGAUUCUUGUCAUCAUAGUCAACUUAAUCAAGAAUCAACAGCUACAUUGCCAAAAAUAAAAGGUCCUUUCAAAAAUCCCAAUGAAGUGAAAAAAUGGAUCAGUACACCAGUGAAUUUAUCAUUACGUGUAUCAACAGAUUAUUUCUCAUUGAAAAAAGCUCAAGAAAUUUGGAAAUCUGAAGAAUGGACUAAUCGAUUACAUGAUGAUAUUUUUCACACUGGUCGUCCACCAUCAAUACACUAUGAACGAUUAUUAUGGACAACAUCAGUGUAUGGUUCCAUACCGUAUGGUACAAAACAUUUUCGUCAUACUGAGGAUGUGGCCAACAACAACAACACGGCAAUGGACAGUCAAAAACCGAAAUUCCGCAAUGUUCUCCCACCGAUUGCCCUAUUCGACAAAUUCAAUAAAGAAUAUAUACCGGGUUAUGCAACCGGUUAAACUAUAUGCAUCAAACGUAUUUUUUGUUUUUGGUCAUGAUAACAGUAAUAAUAAUUAUGUGACUCGAUACUUCAGUCAUGUUGAUUGUCAUAUGCUUCUUUUUUACUCGCAGUAGUAGCAGUAGUAGUA